Molecule: messenger RNA, 1868 nt
Organism: Hirundo rustica (Barn swallow)
Lineage: Eukaryota; Metazoa; Chordata; Aves; Passeriformes; Hirundinidae
Gene: RORB
Product: RAR related orphan receptor B
Exons: 10
Coding region: 175-1554 (459 amino acids)
Biological process (GO): regulation of transcription by RNA polymerase II
Cellular component (GO): nucleus
Molecular function (GO): RNA polymerase II cis-regulatory region sequence-specific DNA binding; nuclear receptor activity; zinc ion binding
Source: RefSeq, a predicted model, not a curated record
CCCCCGCAGAGGCUCCGGCGGGGAGCCCGCGGAGCCGCGCCUGGCGGAGGUAUGGUUUUCCCGGCGGAGCAGAGCUGCGGCGGCUGCCACCUUCGCGGGUGUUGAGACGGGAUUUGUGCGGUGCGGUUCCUGGGCUCCUAGCUUCAUGACUGCGCGGAGCGGGGAACCAACACCAUGCGAGCACAAAUUGAAGUGAUACCAUGCAAAAUUUGUGGUGAUAAAUCCUCUGGAAUACACUAUGGAGUCAUCACAUGUGAAGGCUGCAAGGGAUUCUUUAGGAGGAGUCAGCAGAACAAUGCAUCCUACUCCUGUCCAAGACAGAGAAACUGUUUAAUUGACAGAACCAACAGAAAUCGUUGCCAACACUGCCGACUGCAGAAAUGUCUUGCCCUUGGAAUGUCUCGAGACGCUGUGAAAUUUGGAAGAAUGUCUAAAAAGCAGAGGGAUAGCUUAUACGCUGAAGUGCAGAAGCACCAACAGCGACUGCAGGAACAGCGGCAGCAGCAGAGUGGUGAGGCAGAAGCCCUCGUCAGGGUUUACAGCAGCAGCAUCAGCAAUGGCUUGAACAAUCUGAAUAACGAAACCGGCAGCACCUACUCAAACGGGCACGUCAUCGAUCUGCCGAAGUCUGAGGGCUAUUAUAGCGUGGAUUCUGCCCAGCCCUCCCCAGACCAAUCAGGGUUAGACAUGACUGGAAUCAAACAGAUAAAGCAGGAACCUAUCUAUGACCUCACCUCUGUACCAAACUUGUUUACCUAUAGCUCUUUCAACAACGGGCAAUUAGCUCCAGGGAUAUCCAUGAGUGAAAUCGAUCGAAUUGCACAGAAUAUCAUUAAAUCUCAUUUGGAGACAUGUCAGUAUACAAUGGAGGAAUUACAUCAGCUAGCAUGGCAGACCCACACAUAUGAAGAAAUAAAGGUUUACCAGAGCAAGACAAGAGAAGCUCUGUGGCAGCAGUGUGCCAUACAGAUCACCCACGCUAUCCAGUAUGUGGUGGAGUUUGCAAAGCGCAUAACAGGCUUCAUGGAGCUCUGCCAGAAUGACCAAAUUCUCCUUCUUAAGUCAGGCUGCUUGGAAGUGGUUUUGGUAAGAAUGUGCCGUGCCUUCAACCCACUUAACAAUACUGUUCUGUUUGAAGGAAAGUAUGGAGGGAUGCAAAUGUUUAAAGCUUUGGGUUCUGAUGAUCUGGUAAAUGAAGCAUUUGACUUUGCAAAGAAUUUAUGUUCCUUACAGCUGACUGAGGAGGAGAUUGCCUUGUUUUCAUCUGCUGUUCUGAUAUCACCAGAUCGAGCCUGGUUAAUAGAGCCAAGGAAGGUCCAGAAGCUUCAGGAAAAGAUUUACUUUGCACUUCAACAUGUUAUUCAGAAGAACCACCUCGAUGAGGAGACAUUGACAAAGUUAAUAGCCAAGAUACCAACAAUUACUGCACUUUGCAACUUGCACGGAGAGAAACUGCAGGUAUUUAAGCAAUCUCAUCCAGACAUAGUGAACACACUGUUUCCUCCAUUAUACAAGGAGCUUUUCAAUCCAGACUCAACCACUGGCUGCAAGUGAAGGGGAUAAUAGAAUUUUCACGUAGUCAUGGAAUGCAUCACUAGUAAAACAAAAAGAAGUGUUUUCAUGAAGAAAUUAUUAAAGAUUUCACUACUGCAACACUAGGAAUGUCCUGCACUUAACAGAAUUAUUUUUCACCGCUACAGUUUGAAGAAUGUAAAUAUGCAACUCUGAGUGGGGAUGUAUUUUUUCUCUUUUGUUUACUUUUUUUUUUCAUUUUUGAACUGACAAUGAAUAUACAAAUAUAGGACACUGGGUGUUACCUUUUUUUUUAAAUUUACUUUUAUUGGGAGAUGUUUUGGGAGACAACUGUU